GUUUUUCCUACUACUUUGUCAUCAGAUUCUUACGGCAACUCGGUUAUGUUCGAUGUUAAGAAUGCUGUAUUCCAGCUUCCUAUAUAUCCCGAUGGUGACAAGGAACCCUCGUAUAAGUUCGUUACGCAAGAUCCAUUACCUCUUCAGAAAGAGAUCUCUACACUACGGAAAGCAUACGCUGCUGAAUAUCAAAGGAUUUCGGAGCAAUUCGAAAUUGUUGAUAAGACUCUUAUAGUUCAUAAACAUUCAGAAACAAAGUCGUAUGUGGAGACUGAGUGGACAGUGCUACCCAAAGCAGCCGCAAUUACGGUCGGUGGCAUGGCAGGGUUUGUCCUGGGACUGAAAAGGGGCUAUAUCGGUCGUGCGCUGUAUACCGCUUUUGGUCUUGCUACUAUGGGUGCUUUUUGUUAUCCUUAUGAGACAGUUGACUUAGUUCGUGAAGGAAUUCGCUAUUCGGGACGUGCAUGGGAGCAAUUCCAAAACCCCAAAGUCUCCUUUAGGUUGUCGCCACCCUUAUGGAUCAGAGGGAGAUUUAGCACCACACAACUAAUUUGGUACCAAGACGGUGGUGGAUCUUGGUACUGGUUUACUCUUAGCUGGGCUUUCUAG
This is a messenger RNA of Angiostrongylus costaricensis, 609 nucleotides long. The record is from the annotation of a GenBank genome assembly. Lineage: Eukaryota; Metazoa; Nematoda; Chromadorea; Rhabditida; Metastrongylidae.